Saimiri boliviensis boliviensis (Bolivian squirrel monkey) is the source of this 917-nucleotide messenger RNA. NCBI's taxonomy places the organism in Eukaryota, Metazoa, Chordata, Mammalia, Primates, Cebidae. The record is from RefSeq and is a predicted model, not a curated record.
AUGACUGUGGGAACCAGUCCUGGGGAGAAAAGUGUUCCCACCAUGAACCAGACGGCCAUUGCUAGAGCAACAAACAAACAACACAAACCCCCUCCUGAGCCCUCUUCUAGCCUGGCGCCUCGGAACUCCCGCGCACGCCCACGCUGUCCUUGCCGUUUGUCACGUGGCAAACGUUCCUGUCGAGCUUUCCCUGCCUCCCAUAUUGCUUCAAUUCGGUGCAACCAACAUUUUCUGAAAGCGUUCUCUGUGCUGAGGCGGGGAGUAGUUCUCCAGGGCCACCCCGUCAAAGAACCAGGCAGCCUCAAAAGUCGGGAAGAGACCCUUCCUGAGGGGACAAAAUAUCCGGCAGACAACUCAAGAGUUCUUCAAAGGGCUUGGCCUCGGCGGUACCCACGAUCCCGUCCCGGAAGUUUCGGGCCCAGUCCCCACACCCCGUGGGCGCCGCACCAGCCGCGCGACUUGAGUCUGGAGGUCCAGGCGGCGGCUCCAAGGAAGUCACGCGUCGCCCGUUUCUUCCGAGGUUGUGCCUACCGGGCAGGCCUUUCCAGAAAAGAAGGGAAGGGCCGUCGAUUUUCAGAAUCUAAAUAUGUUGAAACUCAAAACGGCAUGGUUACCCUCCUCCCAGAACACGGAAAAGAGGGCAAUACCCGGGCUGGGGUGGCGAGGACGCUCAGCCCUUGUUCACCUCCGAGCCCUUAGAAAUAAGGCGAGGUUGCCCUUUUGCCCCAUCGCCGGCUGCCAAACCCACCCGCGAGGCCGGCUCACCCGGGGAGGUAGCGCGGCCGGGUUGCAGGAGACGACUCCCGGUGCGUCCCAGAGCGCGUGAACUAACAGGCAGCGUCGGGUCCGAAGUCGCCCACUGACGGAGCUGCGCGUUUGGGCGCAGAGCGGGCUUUCUAGAGGACCCGGGUGAGGGA